Molecule: messenger RNA, 3354 nt
Organism: Porites evermanni
Lineage: Eukaryota; Metazoa; Cnidaria; Anthozoa; Scleractinia; Poritidae
Source: the annotation of a GenBank genome assembly
AUGUCCUGGAUAUUUGGACUGGUGAUAAACUUCCCCGGUUUUGUGGUCAAGAACUUUGACGAGAAAGCAAAAUUCUGUAUCAGACGAUACUCUGAACAAUGGAUGGCUCAGACCUAUACUCUGAUAUGGUUUUUGGCUUUGGCGUUUUUUCCAGUUGUAAUAAUGGGUGCUCUAUACUUCCGAGUCGUAUACACUCUAUGGUUCCAACGCGUGGAGCACAGCACUUUUAAUUGCCGGCAGCAGGUAAGAUUUGAGUGGUCAAUUUGCGUGUUCGACUCUGCUUGCAAUUCAACUGUCAUAUGACAUAGCCUAGCCUUACAGGUCAGCAUUUGUUUAUUGUCCUUUUUGUCAUCAGGGUGUGUUGAGAGUACGGAAGAGAGUCACUCUUAUGGUGGUCACGGUCAGUGUCAUAUUUGCUAUGUGUUGGAUGUCUGGAGCUAUCACCUACCUUGUGGCUUUCUUUUCGCCUGUCUUCGGUGCUGGUGAUGUAGCUUAUGUCACGCAAUCCACAGUUGUCAUGUUCAAUUCCGCUGUGAACCCAAUUGUGUACGCUUUGGUGAAUCAACAGUUCAGUAGGAAGAUCAAGUACAUGAUGUGCUGUGGUUGUCAAUCGAUAAUUAACGGCGUACACCCCGCCAGGGAGGAACCAAACAUGCAACAUAUCGACGAAAUUCUUCCACCGAUACAACAAACAGAAGACACCCAAUUGUAACAGACAUGAGUCUUGUUUUAAUGGGAGAGUUGUUCAGCCUUUUCAAUCUGCUCUCGGUUUGAAUAGUUCAAGACACUGGGAAGCAGCUGGUGUCGUUACAAUAGAAUUGGUGGCUUUAAACAGAGCCUGAAAAAAGCAGUUGCAUACAUUCAGCCUUUACAAACGAGAGAUAAUGUCCAUUGGGAUUUCUUAGCAUUUUGGUAUAGUGAGGAGGUUUAAGUAACCGAAAAACCUCCUUGUUAAUUUUCAGGAACUUAUCAGGUUUCCAAGGUGGGACAGAUACUUUGGGAGAGGAAGGAGAAAGCGCCAACAGGGUAUGGGGUACAGUUUUCGCGGCACAUGGUCAGUAUCCUCCUGUAAACCAGUGUCUCCAAGAUGAUGCAAAGUCUGAAAACGAAGCGGUGAUUGUUGCCCUUAAAAAAUUCCGCAAUAAUUGUGUAUUAUUUUUAAAAUCUNGUGGCUUUCUUUUCGCCUGUCUUCGGUGCUGGUGAUGUAGCUUAUGUCACGCAAUCCACAGUUGUCAUGUUCAAUUCCGCUGUGAACCCAAUUGUGUACGCUUUGGUGAAUCAACAGUUCAGUAGGAAGAUCAAGUACAUGAUGUGCUGUGGUUGUCAAUCGAUAAUUAACGGCGUACACCCCGCCAGGGAGGAACCAAACAUGCAACAUAUCGACGAAAUUCUUCCACCGAUACAACAAACAGAAGACACCCAAUUGUAACAGACAUGAGUCUUGUUUUAAUGGGAGAGUUGUUCAGCCUUUUCAAUCUGCUCUCGGUUUGAAUAGUUCAAGACACUGGGAAGCAGCUGGUGUCGUUACAAUAGAAUUGGUGGCUUUAAACAGAGCCUGAAAAAAGCAGUUGCAUACAUUCAGCCUUUACAAACGAGAGAUAAUGUCCAUUGGGAUUUCUUAGCAUUUUGGUAUAGUGAGGAGGUUUAAGUAACCGAAAAACCUCCUUGUUAAUUUUCAGGAACUUAUCAGGUUUCCAAGGUGGGACAGAUACUUUGGGAGAGGAAGGAGAAAGCGCCAACAGGGUAUGGGGUACAGUUUUCGCGGCACAUGGUCAGUAUCCUCCUGUAAACCAGUGUCUCCAAGAUGAUGCAAAGUCUGAAAACGAAGCGGUGAUUGUUGCCCUUAAAAAAUUCCGCAAUAAUUGUGUAUUAUUUUUAAAAUCUUUCAAAAAUUGUUUCAGAAUGCUCAAGACCUGAUGAAUCUGAAGAUUUCGAAUGUCUGAAAAAAGUGUAUAACAAGCAUGUAAAACACAGAAUACACAUUUUGCAAUAACCAGAAUGUAAUGGUAAUUUGAGACCACGUGUACGUCAUGUACAUUUGCAAUUGCCUCUUACAAUCAAAUUACCAGGAGUCUACAUUGACAAGAGUCUCAAUUUUGCAGGCACGUAGCCAGUAUUUUUUAGGGGGGUGCGAUUCAACAAGGAGACGGACAAAACGAGGCCGGAGGUGCAACUCUCCAGGGGUAAAAUUGGAUUGUCAGAGACUACAUUAAGAAUAUGGAUAUUUCUCAGUUUUUUUUGGAACUUCCAUCUGAUUCCUUUAGCUUUUUUCAGUUUUCUUUAAAAAGACUACUUACUUUUACAAUUUUUGAGAAUAGAAGAUGUCAAUGUCACUAAACAGAAAGAAGAAACAAUUUCAUACCUUAGCAUAGUACAAAUGCAAUUUAAUUACAACUUGUCAUGGAAUGAUCACAUUGAACACAUUUGCAGAAAGAUCAAUAAGAAUCUAGGUCUCCAGAGAUCGAUUAAAGCUUUGUUAACUCUUAGCGCUAGGUUGACCUCUUUCACUGGCUUUGGUUUACCACAUUUUUACUGUCGAAACAUCAUCUGGGGCGACCGAGGAAACUCGACAUUAGCAAGUGCUUCAGAAUAAAGCUGCCCAUAUUAUUUUAGAUCUCCCCUACGCCCAUCUCCUAGUGACACUGUAGCGAAAUUACAUUGGCAACGACUAAUGCGCUCGAGAGCUUAUGAAUCUGAUGAUUUCGAAUGUCUCAAAAAAGUGCAUAACAAGCAUGGAAAAGACAGAAUACACAUUUUUGGAAUAACCAGAAUGUAACGGUAAUUUGAGAGCACGUGUACGUCAUGUACAUUUUCAAUUGCCUCUUACAAUAAAAGAAAAGCUUCAUGUAACAGAGCAAAUAGAAUUAUUAGGAGUCUACACUGACGAGAAUCUCAACUUUGCAGGCACAUGGCCAAAAAUUUUUCGGGGGGUGCUAUUCAAAAAGGAGACGGACAAAACGAGGCCAGAGGUGCAAUUCUGUAGGGGGAAAAUUGUAUUGUUAGAGACUGCAUUAAGAAUAUGUAUAUUUUUCAAAUUUUUUGAACUUCCAUCUGAUUCCUUUAGCCUUUUCGGUUCCUUUUUUUUACAAAGACUACUUACUUUUUCAAUUUUAGAGAAUAGCAUAUGUCAAUGUUACUAAAUAGAAAGAAAAAAUAAGAAAAAAAGUUGUAAAUCCGUAUUAUUCGCUAGUUUUUCUGCUAAUCAUCAUGAUCUUUCAGUGGUGCACCAAACUCAAACCUCCUUGGGUGCUUCUUAGCAACCACCUCAGCGACUUUUUUCAGAACAUUGUGGGCUGGUUAUUUAAACCAAGUUUACACAGCGUUUAUGAAAUUCAUUGUCUUGCCCAUGUUUAA